AUGGAACAUAAUAUAAUCUUGGAUGACCUGGAAUCGAAAUUUGCAGCUCUAAAUAUAUCCAAUAUUUCUAUAAAAAAAGCCACUGUACCCCCACUCGGUCUUGUUACCCCAGCUUCGAUUUCGGCUUUUUUCGACUGCUGUACGGCCGUUGCAGAAAGCUGGACAACGUUGUUAAAACACACAUCGUUACCAGAAACUAUCUCCAGUUCAGAUCCCCACAUACCAGCUGCUUUUAUGGCAGUGGACCAUGCUAUCAACGGUGGCUCAUGUUUACUUUCGAGACUUGCCUGGGUAGAGCUUUUUCGGCUCAUAAAGUCGGUCGAAGGCAUAGUGAAAAACGAACGACGUCUGGACCUUGUUGAGCGGACCCCGGGAUACGGGAACGCGAGUAUCGUCGCUGACAUGUACAUGCGCUUUCACUGCUGCUCUAGAAGGGUGGCUCACGAGCAUAAACGAAAGGCCAAACGUUGGACACAGUUGGCCGGCCCGUCACCACUAUUAUUGUUGGCGCUUUCCACAGCUGCGAACUCGAUAGUGUAA
Pyricularia oryzae 70-15 is the source of this 540-nucleotide messenger RNA. RefSeq lists its product as uncharacterized. The transcript has a single exon. Bases 1 to 540 code for a protein of 179 amino acids. The record is from RefSeq and is a predicted model, not a curated record. NCBI's taxonomy places the organism in Eukaryota, Fungi, Ascomycota, Sordariomycetes, Magnaporthales, Pyriculariaceae.